AUGACGGAUUUGAAAUUUUCAAUCGAUGAACAUGUUUUUCCGGGUCCAUCAUUUUUAUCCAAUGAAAAAGAUCUUCAAGAUUACGUAUCGAAAUUAAUUGCUGAUGGUCUUCCCGAAGACAAACCACCUUGGCAAUUACAAGUUUUUCAAUCUUUUGGUAUCAAUCAAGAUAUCGUUGUCAUUUUAAGAGUUCAUCAGAGCGUGGCAGAUGGUACGGCAUUAAUGAGGUUACUUUGUCAUUCUUUAGCCGAUUCGCAAAUCAUUGAAAUACCGGAAAGACCAAGAUUUGGAACUUUUUCAUUUUGCAUGAACGUUUUCCGAGCUUGUAUUGUCGGACCAUUGACUUUACUCCUUUGGUUUUUAUUUUCCGGUGAAGAUUGUAACAUUCUUACACAUCGUACGGCUUGGACGGGAUCCGUUACGGUUACUUGGUCGGCUUCCAUAACAUUACCUAAAGUUAUUAGAAUUAAACAAGUUACAAGAUCAACCGUUAAUUGUGUUUUACUAUCCGCUUUGGCCGGAGCUCUUCGUCGACUUUUACAAGGAUGUGGAGUUAAACAACCACCGGAUGUUAAAGUUGUCGUACCGAUGGAUUUAAGAGAUCAAAUUUCAACAUCAUUAAAAACAAAAUUGGGUAAUAAAACAUCGACAAUAAUAAUGCCAUUGCCCGUGGCAAUAGAAGGAUGCGUACCACGAUUGUGGGCAACGAGAAAAACGUUAAAUACAAUGAGAACUUCGGCAGAUCCUGUGAUUUUUUACGUGGCAACAGCUGCAUUAAUGUCAAUAGGUUCAGCUUCGUUUGCACGUCAUUUGAUAAAUUUUUUUACCGGAAGAGCAAGUUUACAAUUUUCUUCUUUACCUGGUCCCACGUCUGAAAUAUUAUUAGAAGGGCAAACACUUAAAGGAAUUUAUCCGAUAUUACCAGCACAAGCCAAUCUAGGUAUAUCAAUAACAACAAUGACGUAUGCGGAUCAAGUUUUUGUUAGCGUUUUAGCUGAAAGAGCUUUAGGUCCAACAGCUGAAUUAUUAUUAAAAUAUUUAGAAGAUCAAAUUGAAAUAUUAUGGAAAUUAUUAUUGAAUAGAAGAGUACCUGGAGAACAAGAAUUUCCCAUUUUAACAUCUAAAAUCAACAAUUCAUCGGAACAAAUAAUAAAAGAAGUGAGUAAGUGA
Pediculus humanus corporis (human body louse) is the source of this 1170-nucleotide messenger RNA. RefSeq lists its product as uncharacterized. The record is from RefSeq and is a predicted model, not a curated record. NCBI's taxonomy places the organism in Eukaryota, Metazoa, Arthropoda, Insecta, Psocodea, Pediculidae. Gene Ontology annotation, biological process: triglyceride biosynthetic process. Gene Ontology annotation, cellular component: plasma membrane. Bases 1 to 1170 code for a protein of 389 amino acids. Gene Ontology annotation, molecular function: diacylglycerol O-acyltransferase activity; long-chain-alcohol O-fatty-acyltransferase activity. The transcript has 5 exons.